CAGCGGCGCAGGACGUUCACCGAGUUGGAUCUGCACGACAGGUGAAAGGGUCACCAUCCAAUCGGUACGUCAGAUCGGAAUGUUUCCGCUGCGGAGGCACUAAUCAUUCACCUCAAACAUGCCGCUUUAAGACGUACAAGUGUCAUUCAUGUGGCGAGCAGGGUCACUUAAGUCGCAAAUGUCGCAAAAAUGAUCAAGAUCAUGUGCGCGCCUCGCAAGCUAAAUCUACACACUGUGUACUGACUGAUGAGUCUGUCAGAGUAUCGGAGCCUAGUCAGGCUGCUGAAGAGGAUAAUGUUUGCAGCGUGUACACUGUGGGUGAAGCAAGGUCCCCUCCAAUCACAGUUGACAUCAUAGUGUUUGGUGUGCCCGUUACCUUUGAGGUUGACACAGGAUCGGCAUCCACGCUGAUGAAUGCCCGCACCUUUGAGGUGGUGAAGACUACAGGCGGCGACGACAGCCUUGAACUUCGGCGAUGCAGCGCCAGGCUUCGGACGUACACGGGUGAGCCCAUCCCGGUCGAAGGGGAGUUCAGUGCCGUCAUCCAUUACGGUGAGCAGCACCUGGAGCUUCCCGUCGUCGUGGUCGACACUGCAGGACCCAAUCUUCUGGGAAGGGACUGGAUGAAGUUCCUUCAGCUCGACUGGCAAACCAUCAAACAGGUCAGAGGUGAUCCUGGGCGGGGACAGUCAAUAGGUGCAGAGCUGCAGAAAAAGUACCGUGAUGUGUUUUCUGCUGAUCUAGGGUGCCUGAAAGACGUGGAGGUGAAGUUUGACGUCAAUGAGGAUGCAAAACCAUGUUUCUAUCGUCCACGGAACAUUCCCUAUGCCUUCAGGAAACGCGUGGAGGAACAGCUGGACGCAGAGGUCGAGGCUGGGGUCCUCGAGCCAGUGCGCACUGCGGACUGGGCGUGCCAAAUCGUCCCGAUAGUGAAGCCCGACGCGUGAAAUGGAAAAGCUGCUGGCUGGCGUGCCAGGAGUCUUCAUCUUCCUCGACGAUAUCCUGGUCUCUGGACGGGCUGAAGACGAGCUCGUGUCCCGUCUGGAGCAAGUGCUGCAACGACUCCAGGACUCCGGACUUCGGGUGAGACCGGACAAGUGUCACUUCUUGGUCCCCCGCGUUGAGUAUCUUGGUCAUGUCGUCGACAAAGAUGGCCUUAGUACCACGGAGGCCAAGGUUCGAGCCAUAACCCAGUCACCUCCUCCCACAAAUGUCUCUGAGCUGAAGUCGUUUCUCGGCAUCGUCAAUUAUUAUUCCCGGUUCAUCCCCAGCA
This is a messenger RNA of Amphibalanus amphitrite, 1273 nucleotides long. RefSeq lists its product as uncharacterized. The transcript has 2 exons. NCBI's taxonomy places the organism in Eukaryota, Metazoa, Arthropoda, Thecostraca, Balanomorpha, Balanidae. The coding region runs from base 411 to 947 and encodes 178 amino acids. The record is from RefSeq and is a predicted model, not a curated record.